CCAGGAGGGCUGAGCCCCUCCUGCACCUCUGCACAGGAUGGCAGCCUCGAGGCUGGUGCUGUCGCUGCUGGCCGCAGCUCUCCUGCUGCACGUGGCUACCACGCUGAAGAUUGGUGCCUUCAACAUCAGAGCGUUUGGGGACACCAAGAUGUCCAACCAGACCAUCGCAAACAUCAUCGUCUCUAUCCUGUCGGAGUACGACAUCGUUCUGGUGCAGGAGGUCCGGGAUGCCGACCUGAGUGCCGUGAAUGACCUCAUGGACCAGCUCAACAGUGCUGGGAAGCACCCAUACGACUUUUUGGUCAGCGUCCCCCUGGGUCGGGGCACCUACAAGGAGCAGUACCUCUUCAUCUACAGGUCAGACAUGGUCUCCGUGCUGGGAAGCUACUACUAUGAUGAUGGCUGCGAACCCUGUGGGACCGACACCUUCAGCAGGGAGCCCUUCAUUGUGAAGUUCUCCUCACCCACCACGCAGGUGCAGGAGUUCGUGUUGGUGCCUCUGCAUUCGGAGCCCAGCCACGCAGCAAAGGAGAUCGAUGCGCUCUACGACGUCUACUCCGAUGUCAUCAACAAGUGGGGGACUAACGACAUGAUCUUGCUGGGUGAUUUCAAUGCUGACUGCUCCUACGUGACCAGCUCCCAGUGGCCGUCCAUCCGCCUGCGCUCCCUGCGCGCCUGCGAGUGGCUCAUCCCCGACAGCGCUGACACCACCGUGGCCGACACCGACUGCGCCUACGACCGCAUCGUCGCCUGCGGCACCGCCCUGCGCCAAGACAUUGAACCUGGCUCCGCCACCAUCAACGACUUCCAGAAGAAAUUCCACCUCCAGAUCAAGGAUGCUUUGGCUGUCAGCGACCACUUCCCAGUGGAGGUGACCCUGGAAGCCCACUGAGCCUGCCCCCACACCAGUGGCUACCAGGACACCUCAGCACACACCUGCAUCCCCCGUGGGAGCCCACGCGCCACUGGUGCCAGCCAAGCUGCCCACUGUCUCUGCAAAGAGUCCUUGAGCUCUUGUGGGAGUGUUUUGCUUUCUGCUUCCAUUAAAAAUGAGCCUUUCCUGCCUCUGCA
Motacilla alba alba is the source of this 1071-nucleotide messenger RNA. RefSeq names its product deoxyribonuclease-1-like. Bases 38 to 892 code for a protein of 284 amino acids. The record is from RefSeq and is a predicted model, not a curated record. NCBI's taxonomy places the organism in Eukaryota, Metazoa, Chordata, Aves, Passeriformes, Motacillidae. Gene Ontology annotation, molecular function: DNA nuclease activity. The transcript has 8 exons. Gene Ontology annotation, biological process: DNA catabolic process. Gene Ontology annotation, cellular component: nucleus.